UUGGUAUCUUGCUUUUUGUUUCUACUCGGCGCUUGAAAAUGAAACACCACUAUGUAACGCAAUCAAAACAAGGUAGAUUUAGACUGAAAUAAACUCGCUAAAAUCGAGGUAUUGCGUUAAUUUUUAGUAUAGAAACAUGCUGUCGGAAAUGUAAGUCAACCCUGGAGACAGGCUGCAACGGAAGGGCAUUCUUACAAAAAACGCUUGUCCAGCGUGGCCAGCCCUCACUAUGAAGACGAACAAGUCGUACAAACUGGUGCUCCACAAGAAAGGCUUUGGGGGGAGCGACGAUGAGCUUAUGGUGAACCCCAAAGUGUUCCCUCAGGUGUCGAUCGGGGACAUCGUUGAGAUCGCGCACCCCAACGAUGAGUACAGUCCCCUCCUGCUGCAGGUGAAGAGUUUAAAAGAAGACCUCCAGAAAGAGACCAUCAGUGUGGACCAGACAGUGGCUCAGGCCUUCAAACUCCGGGCCUACCAGGACGUCUUCAUCAACAUUGUGGAUCCCAAGGAUGUGACUCUGGACCUUGUAGAGCUGACCUUCAAAGACCAGUAUAUCGGACGAGGAGACAUGUGGAGACUGAAGAAGAGUUUGGUGAGCACCUGUGCAUAUGUGACCCAGAAGGUAGAGUUUGCUGGGAUAAGGGCUCAGACCAGUGAAUUGUGGGUAAAAGGAGAGAAGGUGACCUGCGGCUACAUCAGUGAAGACACCCGGGUGGUGUUUCGCUCUACCUCGGCAAUGGUGUACAUCUUCAUCCAGAUGAGCUGCGAAAUGUGGGAUUUUGAUAUCUAUGGUGACCUGUAUUUUGAGAAGGCGGUAAAUAGCUUCCUCUCAGACCUGUUUGCCAAAUGGAAGGAAAAGAACUGCAGCCAUGAGGUGACUGUGGUGCUGUUCUCCCGCACCUUCUACAAUGCCAAAUCCAUGGAUGAAUUUCCAGAGAUACUGAGGGGGUCUAUCAGGCAGGACCACGAGGGCCGCUUCUACGAGGAUUUCUACAGGGUGGUGGCGCAGAAUGAGAGGAGAGAGGAAUGGACGUCUCUGCUGGUCACCAUCAAGAAGCUCUUCAUUCAGUAUCCUGUGUUAGUGAGACUGGAGGGAGCAGAUGAUUUUCCUAGUGCAUACAACUCCACUGCGGCUCAGGGAAAUUACCUGGAGGCCAUCAACCUCUCAUUCAAUGUGUUCGACAAGCACUUCAUCAACCGCAACUUCGACCGCACGGGGCAGAUGUCCGUGGUCAUCACGCCCGGGGUGGGCGUGUUCCAGGUGGACCGGCUGCUCAUGAUCCUCACCAAGCAGCGAAUGAUCGACAACGGUAUCGGUGUGGACCUGGUGUGCAUGGGAGAGCAGCCCCUCCACGCUGUCCCCCUCUUCAAGCUGCACAAUCGCACGGUGCCUGGAGACUCCAGGCUGGGAGACGACUACAACCUUCCUCACUGGAUAAACCACAGUUUCUACACGUCCAAAAGCCAGGGCUCCUGCAACUGCUUCACUCCACGAAUCAAACUGGCUGGUCGCAAGGUCCUAUCAGAAAAAUUCAAGAGCAACAAAGACCACGCCCUGGGAGCCCCGAAGGACUCUGAGAACAGCCUGCCCAUCCAGGUGGACUACGACGCCUACGAUGCGGGGGUCUUCAGGCUUCCCGGGCCCUCCCGAACGCAGAGGAGUACCAAUUUCAGGGCAGUGAGGGAGAGAGAGACCAGCGGGCGGAAGAGCUGGGGCUCGAUGGACGUGAGCGGGGGAGGGGCAGGGGGCGGAGCCUCCCCCCCGGCCCGCGCGGCGGCCGGCCCGGAAGAGCAGCGGAGCCUGGCGUCGGACGACAGCCUGGGCAAGGUGUCCAACAUCCUGCUGAUCCCGCGCCUGCCCCCCGCCCAGUACGAGGUCAGCAGCUCCCUGGGGUACACCAGCACCCGAGAGCUGCUGGAGAAGAUGAUGGAGUCUCAGCGGGACUCCAGUGCCCCGGGCCGCUUCACGGUGGGCAGCGCGGAGUCCACCCUCCACGUGCGCCCGGGCGGGUACACCCCCCAGAGAGCGCUCAUCAACCCCUUCGCCCCGUCCCGCAUGCCCAUGAAGCUCACCUCCAACCGCCGCCGCUGGAUGCACACCUUCCCCGUGGGGCCUUCUGGGGAGGCCAUCCAGAUCCACCACCAGACCCGGCAGAACAUGGCCGAGCUGCAGGGCAACGAGCAGCGAGACCCCGCCCACACCUCCGCAGAGCUGCUGGAGCUGGCCUAUCACGAGGCCACUGGCAGGAGAACCGCGUCGCGUCAGAUGGGGGAGAGCGGCUUCUACACAAACACCGGGACGGAUGAGUUCAGUGAGAGCCCGGCCAAGAGUAACGGCACCGGAACCCCAGUCAAGCGCGGCUCCUCGUUUGAAGACUCCUCCACCAGUAGCCCAGACCCGACCCUGCUGCUGUCUGCUCCGCCCACAGUGCCCAGCUUCUGCUGCACGGUGGGGGUGGACUGGAAGUCCCUGACCACGCCCGCCUGCCUGCCCCUCACCACCGACUACUUCCCCGACCGGCAGGCCCUGCAGAACGACUACACGGAGGGCUGCUACGACCUGCUGCCGCACACCGACCUGGACAGGCGUGAGGAUGAGGGUCCAGUGAUGACGGCCCCUCAGGUUUUUGAGGAGUUCAUCUGCCAGCGCCUGAUGCAGGGCUACCAGAUAAUCGUCCAGCCCAGCAACAGGAAGACUCCGCCCUCUGCGGCCCCGCCCCUCAGCAGCAGCCCUCUGUACUCAAGAGGGCUGGUGUCGCGGCGCAGGCCCGAGGAGGAGGAGAGUGUGUACUGGCUCAGCAUGGGCCGCACUUUCCACAAGGUCUGCCUGAAGGACAAGAUCAUCACCGUCACCCGCUACCUGCCCAAGUACCUGUAUGAGUCGGCGCAGAUCCAGUAUAAUUACAGUCUGUGCCCGCCCCACUCUGACGCCCACUUCAUGUCCUGCUGGGUGGAGUUUGGCCACGAGCGGCUGGAGGAGUACAAGUGGAACUACCUGGACCAGUACAUCUGCUCCGCCGGCUCCGAGGACUUCAGCCUGAUCGAGUCUCUGAAGUUCUGGCGCACGCGCUUCCUGCUGCUCCCUGCGGGGGGCGCGCGGCGGGUGACGGAGGUGGAGGGGCACUGGGACGUGUACGGGGACGGCCCGGGGGCGGGGCGCGAGGGGGCGGGGGACUGGGCCCUGCUCGACGGCUUCGUCCGCUUCCUGGAGGGCCUGAACCGCAUCCGCCGCCGACACCGGUCCGAUCGCAUCAUCAGGAAAGGAGCAGCCAUAAAGGGUCUGCAGGUGUCUGGUCCCCUGGCUGUGUACCCUCCUGAGCCCACAGCGCCCCCUCCAGGCAAGAAGGGAACAUCGGCGCUGUCUGCCCUGCUGGAAAUGGAGGCCAAUCACAAGAGUCUGGAGGAGCAGCAGGCCGCGCUGUUCACAGGAAAGCCUGCCGCGCCCCCUACCGACUCUGUGGCCGUCUCCAUGACGACCUACGUGGACAGCCCCCGGAAGGACGCCGCCUUCUUUUUGGACUUUGUCCGUAGCCCUCGCUCGUCCUACAUCUAUCACUCUCAGAUGCCAGUCGAUCAGGCAGCAGCCAAUCCUGCAGAGGGUGGAACUGUAGACAAGGGAGCUGUCCAGGGAGGGGAACGAACCACAGCGACAAGCUACACCCACCCAGGAACUGGCUCUGUCACUCAGGUGACAGGGGAGGUGGCACAGACACCUGGGGCUGCCACGGAGACCAGUGGGCAGUCGGGCUCUGGUGGGUCCAGUCUGUCCUCCUCCUCCACUAUAAUGGAGAUACUGGAGGCCAUCAAGCACCCCACGACUGGAGUGCAGCUGUUAUCUGAGCAGAAGGGGCUGGGCCUCCACUGUUUCAUCAGCGCAGAGGUUGUCCAUUGGCUGGUCAGCAAUGUUGAGGGCGUGGCCACACAGGGCAUGGCUGUAGACGUCAUGCAGAAGAUGCUGGAUGAGGGGCUGAUCGCUCACGCGUCAGGUGAUGCCAUGCGCACCUUCAUCUACGGCUUCUACUUCUACAGGAUCGUGAGCGAGAGAGACCCUGAACGGGGCUCGGCGGCCCAGCUGCCCUCGGCGGGGGCGGGGGCGGGGGGGUGGUCUCCGGCGGCCCUGGAGGACUUCGCCCUGUUCCAGAGGAAGUGGUUCGAGGUGGCCUUCCAGCUGGAGGAGCGGCGGCCCUGCGACCUUCCCGCCUUCCUGUUGCCCUGGUUACCCAGCCGGCCGGCCUCGUACGCAAGUAGGCACAGCUCCUUCAGCCGCAGCUUCGGAGGACGCAGCCAAGCCGCCGCACUGCUAGCCGCCAGCGUGCCGGAGCAGAAGACGGUCACGCUGGACGUGGACGUGAACAACCGCAGCAACCGCACCGAGUGGUGCAGCUGCUAUUACCACGGCAACUUCGCCCUCAACGCCGCCUUCGAGAUCAAGCUGCACUGGAUGGCCGUGACCGCCGCCGUGCUGUUCGAGAUGGUGCAAGGCUGGCACAGGAAGGCGGCGUCGUGCGGCUUCCUGCUGGUUCCUGUGCUGGAGGUGCCCUUUGCUCUGCCCUCCUAUCUCUAUGGCGACCCGCUGCGCGCCCAGCUUUUCAUCCCCCUCAACAUACAGUGCCUGCUGAGAGACGGCAGCGACAACCUGUUUGAGGGCUUCGAACCCGAGACGUACUGGGACAGAAUGCAGCUGUUCCAGGAAUCCAUACUGUACAGGUUCGGCUUCGUUCAGGAUAAGUUCUCAGCCUCAGCUUUCAAUUUCCCCUCUGAGAACAAGCCGCAGUACAUCCAUGUGACAGGCACGGUCUUCCUGCAGCUGCCCUACUCCAAGCGUAAGUACUCCAGCGGGCAGCAGCGCAGGCGGAGGAACUCCACCACCUCGGCCAAUCAGAGCCUGUUCGGGCCGGACGAGCAGGUGGGCUACAGCUGGGCCUACAACACCAUGCUGACCAAGGCGUGGCGCACGGGCGUGCUGGGCGACGAGCGGCUGGCCGACCGGCUGCUGCGCGACUUCACCGACUUCUGCGCCAACAAGGACGGCCGCCUCGCUGCCUUCUGGGACGGCUGCCUGGAGAAGAUGAACGCCAGCGCCCCCUGAAGGCCGGGCUCUGCCAAGCGCCACCGAGGAACUGAGAAACUGCUGCACUGUGGGCCACUCCCACCCCCCACCCCCCGACCACCCAAGUCAUGUGAAUAAAUAUGAAGGUUAAUUUAU
This is a messenger RNA of Anguilla anguilla (European eel), 5206 nucleotides long. It is a transcript of the gene depdc5, whose product is annotated as DEP domain containing 5, GATOR1 subcomplex subunit. The record is from RefSeq and is a predicted model, not a curated record. Gene Ontology annotation, biological process: cellular response to amino acid starvation; negative regulation of TORC1 signaling; positive regulation of autophagy. Gene Ontology annotation, molecular function: GTPase activator activity. The transcript is spliced from 43 exons. Bases 230 to 5089 code for a protein of 1619 amino acids. Gene Ontology annotation, cellular component: lysosomal membrane; GATOR1 complex. NCBI's taxonomy places the organism in Eukaryota, Metazoa, Chordata, Actinopteri, Anguilliformes, Anguillidae.